This is a messenger RNA of Arachis stenosperma, 1628 nucleotides long. Its product is annotated as probable plastid-lipid-associated protein 12, chloroplastic. Lineage: Eukaryota; Viridiplantae; Streptophyta; Magnoliopsida; Fabales; Fabaceae. The record is from RefSeq and is a predicted model, not a curated record. Bases 276 to 1475 code for a protein of 399 amino acids. The transcript has 11 exons.
CAUACGAAACGCUAAGAAACAAGUAGAGCGAACUAUCCAAAUUUUCAUUUUCAAUGCGAUAUUUGCAACGAUGAGUGGCGUAGUAAAGACUAAACGUAACCUGAUGUGUGAACACUGAAAUUUGAAAGCGAUAAACGUAAUAUCUUAACAUUUGUUGGUGAAGUGCCACGUGUACAAUUUCAUCUUGGCGCCAACAAUUAUUAUCCGCCACACAACAGAAAGCGAACUGAAGCUGUUUCUCGUUGGAACUUGGAAGCAGUUAGUUGCGAAUUAGAAUGGCAGUGAAAGCUGUAAAUUUAGGGUUUCAGUUCCCCUCAUCAAGUCCUUCAAGCUUUGGUUCUUCUUCUCCAAAGCUCCGCAAAGAUCGGUUAGUGUUUCGGUCCUCAACAGUGGAGCAAAUCUCUUUUACAGAAUCUGAGAAUUCACUCAUCGAAGCUCUUCUCGGCAUCCAAGGACGUGGACGUUCUUCUUCUCCGAACCAGCUCAAUGCUGUUGAGCGAGCUGUGCAAGUUCUCGAACGUUUAGGUGGCGUGCCUGAUCCGUUCAUAGAUUACUGGAGUACAUCAAAUUUAAUUCUGCAGACAAAAUCAAACUUAAUCGAGGGUCGUUGGCAGUUAAUUUUCACUACCAGACCGGGAACAGCAUCGCCAAUUCAGAGAACAUUUGUUGGGGUUGACUUCUUUAGUGUAUUUCAAGAGGUAUAUCUUCAAACAAAUGAUCCACGGGUGUGCAAUAUUGUGUCAUUUUCUGAUGCCAUUGGUGAGCUGAAAGUUGAGGCAGCAGCAUCAAUUCAAGAUGGAAAAAGAAUCCUUUUUAGGUUUGACAGAGCUGCAUUUUCUUUUAGAUUUCUGCCAUUUAAAGUUCCAUAUCCAGUUCCAUUUAGGCUACUUGGUGAUGAAGCAAAGGGUUGGUUAGACACCACCUAUUUGUCGCAUUCAGGAAACCUUCGUAUCUCAAGGGGAAAUAAGGGAACUACAUUUGUGUUGCAGAAGCAAACUGAACCUAGGCAGAGGUUACUGACAGCGGUUUCGUCAGGGAGGAAUGUCAAAGAGGCAAUAGAGGAAUUAGUUUCCCUAACGCGGAAUAAUGGUGAAAAGGAACCAGAACUAGAAGAAGGAGAGUGGCAGAUGGUAUGGAACUCACAGACUGUGACAGAUAGUUGGAUAGAGAAUGCUGCAAACGGUCUGAUGGGAAAGCAGAUCAUCGGGAAAAAUGGUCGAAUAAAGUUUGUGGUUGACAUCUUGCUUGGGCUUAAGUUCUCCAUGACUGGAAAUUUUGUGAAAACUGGCACCAAAAUGUAUGAUGUUACAAUGGACGAUGCAGCCAUAAUUGGUGGCCCAUUUGGAUAUCCCAUGCAGAUGGAGAACAAGUUCACCUUGGAGCUUCUGUAUAGUGAUGAGAAGAUCAGAAUCACCCGGGGAUACAAUGAAAUCCUGUUCGUUCAUACGCGUACCGAUGCAUCGAGGAUGAACUAACUCUGCCAAAUAUACAACACAAGGGCUUCCACUUCUUUUUUGUUUUGCUAAAUGGCCUUUUUGGUCUUACUUUUUAGUACUCUGCCUCUGCGGGGAAGUUUAUAGUUGGACUACUUAUCACUUGGAAAUUGAAUUUUAGGGGUAUUCACAGAA